Saccharomyces kudriavzevii IFO 1802 is the source of this 1851-nucleotide messenger RNA. Its product is annotated as sugar porter family MFS transporter. Bases 1 to 1851 code for a protein of 616 amino acids. Gene Ontology annotation, biological process: carbohydrate transport; transmembrane transport. Gene Ontology annotation, molecular function: carbohydrate:proton symporter activity. Gene Ontology annotation, cellular component: membrane. Lineage: Eukaryota; Fungi; Ascomycota; Saccharomycetes; Saccharomycetales; Saccharomycetaceae. The record is from RefSeq and is a predicted model, not a curated record. The transcript has a single exon.
AUGAAGGGUCUAUCCUCACUAAUAAACAGAAAAAAAGACAAAAGCAGCUCGAACUUAAGUGAGAUCGAGAAUGGCUUGCACACCGCUGAAUUCAACGCGAUAGAGAUGGAGGAGCAAGGUAAGAAAACUGAUUAUGAUCUUUCCCAUCUUGAGUACGGUCAAAUUUCACUAACACCAAGCGAUAAUAAUGAUGAGGAAGUGCCCAAGGUUCUCGAUGAUGCUGCACAGGAUGCUAAGGAAGCCGAUGAAAGUGAGAGAGGGAUGCCGCUUAUGACAGCUUUGAAAACAUACCCUAAAGCAGCGGCAUGGUCAUUGUUAGUCUCCACAACGCUAAUCCAAGAAGGUUAUGAUACGGCCAUCCUCGGAUCUUUCUAUGCCCUACCCGUUUUCCAAAAGAAGUACGGCUCUCUAAAUAGCGAGACAGGAGAAUAUGAAAUUCCAGUAUCUUGGCAAAUUGGUUUAUCGUUGUGUAUUGUUGCCGGCGAGAUUGUGGGUUUGCAAAUGACAGGACCUUUUGUGGAUCUUAUGGGUAAUCGCUACACCUUGAUUAUGGCGUUGUUCUUCCUAGCUGCUUUCACUUUUAUUCUGUAUUUUUGCAAAAGUUUAGGGAUGAUUGCCGUGGGGCAGGUAUUAUGUGGUAUGCCAUGGGGUUGUUUCCAAUGUUUGACUGUCUCGUACGCCUCUGAAAUCUGUCCUCUGGCCUUAAGAUAUUAUUUGACAACUUAUUCAAACCUGUGCUGGGCGUUCGGCCAACUUUUUGCUGCUGGUAUCAUGAAGAAUUCUCAGAACAAAUAUUCAAAUUCAGAAUUGGGAUAUAAGCUACCUUUUGCUUUACAAUGGAUUUGGCCUCUUCCUCUGGCAAUAGGUAUUUUCUUUGCACCUGAAUCGCCAUGGUGGCUUGUCAAAAAGGGGAGACUCGAGCAGGCAAAGACAUCACUUGAAAGAACAUUGAGUGGUAAGGGACCCGAAAAGGAAUUGUUGGUUGCCAUGGAGCUAGAUAAAAUCAAAGUGACUAUCGAAAAGGAACAAAAGCUGUCAAGUUCAGAAGGCUCCUACUGGGACUGUGUGAAAGACAAAAUCAAUCGUAGAAGGACGAGAAUUGCUUGUCUGUGUUGGAUUGGUCAAACUACCUGUGGUACACAAUUAAUAGGUUAUUCAACUUACUUUUACGAAAAAGCCGGUGUUGGCACUGAUACGGCCUUCACUUUUAGUAUCAUUCAAUAUUGUAUUGGUAUUGCGGCGACAUUCCUAUCUUGGUGGGCUUCAAAGUAUUUUGGCAGGUAUGAUCUUUACGCCUUUGGACUGGCCGUUCAGACCAUUUUGUUGUUUAUUAUAGGAGGUUUGGGAUGCUCGGACUCGCAUGGUGCCAAAAUGGGGAGUGGUGCUCUUCUAAUGGUCGUUUCCUUUUUCUACAAUCUAGGAAUUGCUCCUGUCGUCUUUUGCUUGGUCUCUGAAAUACCAUCCUCGCGGCUAAGAACUAAAUCGAUCAUUCUAGCUCGUAAUGCUUAUAAUAUGGCAUGUAUUGUUACCGCUGUUUUGAUACUGUACCAAUUGAACUCUGAAAAAUGGAACUGGGGUGCUAAGUCUGGCUUUUUCUGGGGAGGAUUAUGUUUCGCCACCCUCAUCUGGGCUGUUAUCGACCUUCCUGAAACUGCUGGUAGGACCUUCAUGGAAAUAAAUGAAUUAUUUAAACUUGAGAUUCCGGCAAGAAAGUUCAAGUCAACGAAAGUAGAUCUAUUUUCCACUGCUAGGGUUACAUCAGAAGAAAUCACCCCUAAAGAUCCCAAGGAAGAUGGAGAAACUUACAUUGACGAAGGAGAUCGAAGUACUCCAUCUAUUAUGAAUAAAUGA